AUGCUGCUCCGCCGCCUCCUCCACUCCUCCCGCCACAUCUGGCACGGCCUCCGGACCGUAACUCCGGCCACCUCCGCCGCCUCUUCAUCCUCCUCCUGCCCCCUUCCAUUUCGCCGCCUCCCGGACCUCCUCCCCUCGCGCGUCCUCUCCCCGCGGCUCCUCUCCACCUCCGGCCGCGACGACGACCGCAACAAGCCGUGGAACUUCGCGGCGGACUCGGGAGAUCCGGACCCCUUCGCCAAUGAAGACGCCGACGCCGCUGGCGCUGGCGAGGGGGCGACGGUAAGAUCGACGCGCGCCGCCGACGAGCCCUGGGCGACGGGGUUAGGCGGGGAGGACGGUGAGAAUGGCGACGUGUUCGAGGGGAUCUACAAGGAGGUUGCUUCGGCGGCCCCCGCACGCGGAGAGGCGGCUCCGGCCGGCAAUGACGAGCAGUGGACGCUGAGUGGGGACGACGAGGAGAAGGAUCCUUUUGCCGCGGCCGUGCUUGGGGAGGGGAUCCAAAGUGAGGGUGCUGGGCUCGAUGACCUCGAUGCUGGGGAGGACCCUGAGGAUGAGCUGAAGCGGCAGCAGAACAAGGCGAGGGAGAAUGAGCUGAUGGAGAUACUCAAAGGUCCAAAUCGUGCUUUUGGUGAUCUCAUUGCGGCCUCUGGGAUCACAGAGGAAAUGAUUGAUAGUUUGAUCCUCUUGAAGGAUGUUAGAGACAUUCCUGGAUUGCCUCCCCUAACUGAAAUAGAAGAUGAAGCUAUCAAGAAAUUGAAUGCAACAUCAAGCAGAGCUGAAGUUGAGCGCCAAAAGCAAGAGGACAUUGCUAAGGCACGAGUAAGACAGGUUGAUGAGAAAGGAAGGGCUUAUGGAACAGGGAAAAGGAAAUGCAGCAUUGCUCGUGUUUGGAUUAAGCCUGGUGAUGGUAAAUUCAUUGUUAACGAAAAGGAGUUUGAUGCUUACUUCCCAAUCCUGGACCAUAGAGCUGAACUUCUACGUCCAUUUACUGUGACCAACUCUUUGGGGCGUUGGGAUGUGACCUGUACCGUUAAAGGUGGUGGUGUAUCAGGACAAGUUGGAGCUAUCCGCUUAGGGAUCAGCAGGGCCUUGCAGAAUUCGGAACCAGGACUGCGUCCAUAUCUCAAAGCAGCUGGAUAUUUGACGAGAGAUUCACGCGUGGUUGAAAGGAAAAAGCCUGGAAAGGCGAAAGCAAGAAAGAGCUUCCAGUGGGUCAAGCGGUAA
Messenger RNA from Miscanthus lutarioriparius, 1227 nucleotides. The record is from the annotation of a GenBank genome assembly. Lineage: Eukaryota; Viridiplantae; Streptophyta; Magnoliopsida; Poales; Poaceae.